UGAGUGAUAAUGAUGUUGUAUGUUAUAGUGGAAUGGCGGGGGAAGAUGAUGGAAUAUUAUUAUGUGUUAGUGAGAAAUGGUUGGUUUGGGAUGCGCGGUUGGUUGGCAGCUGCAUCAAGCUGCAGUAGUUACACUGACACGUUCUUCCUCUUAUUCUUUCACCGCAAACUGCAACUUUACUAUUACAAAUGGCGGAACCAGGCUGCGUAGCUUUUCUGUUGCUAAAAAUUCUUUUUCUUCUUCUCCUUCUCCUCCUCCUCCAGAACAACAACCACAACAACAAGUUGAAUGGAUUAAAAAUUCUGGAAUAAUAUCUUCAUGCUUGGUUGGUCUACUAACAGGCGUUGCUGUAGUGCUGUUCAACAAUGUUGUUCAUGAAAUUCGUGAUUUGUUGUGGGAUGGGAUCCCCAAUCGAGGCGCAUCAUGGUUGAGAGAAUCGCCUAUUAGAUGGAAAAGGGUAAUACUUGUUCCAGCAUUUGGAGGUGUUGUUGUCUCUCUUCUCAAACUCAUUUCCAACUCCAAUCCAUUCUUAAAGGCUAUUGCAGCUUCUGUUACUUUAGGAACUGGUAAUUCCUUAGGUCCUGAGGGUCCCAGCGUUGAUAUUGGAAAGUCCAUUGCCAAAUGGAUUGCAUCAACUCCUUUCUUCACUUCUUCCACAAUCAUUCCCCUUCUCGCUGCUGGUUCUGCUGCCGGCCUCUCUGCCGGUUUCAAUGCUGCCGUUGCUGGUUCUUUUUUUGCUGUAGAGUCUAUCUUGUGGCCAUCCAAUUCAAAUUCAUCUUUAUCACUUACCAAUACUACUUCCACCGUCAUUCUUAGUGCUGUCAUAGCUUCUGUUAUUUCUGAGAUUGGCCUUGGCUCUCAACCAGCCUUUAAAGUUCCAGACUAUGACUUUCGUUCUCCUGCUGAGCUCCCUCUGUAUUUAUUGCUGGGUAUUUUAUGUGGCCUGGUAUCAUUGACCCUAUCUUGGUGCACAUCAUAUAUGUUGACCAUAUUUGACAAUCUUCACAAGGCCACUGGCAUGCCAACGGCUUCAUUCCCCAUAUUGGGAGGUUUAUCAGUUGGAUUGAUAGCAUUGGUAUAUCCUGAAAUCCUCUACUGGGGUUUUGAGAAUGUGGACAUUUUGUUAGAAUCUCAGCCAUUUGUUAAAGGCCUCUCUACUGACCUAUUGCUUCAGCUAAUAGCUGCCAAGAUAGUUGCAACUUCUCUGUGUCGUGCUUCAGGAUUUGUGGGAGGCUAUUAUGCUCCAUCUCUCUUUAUUGGUGGUGCAACUGGGAUGGCUUAUGGAAAAUUAAUUGCUUUCACUGUUGCUCACUCCAAUUCUGUGAUUAACCUCUCUGUGUUGGAAGUGGCAUCACCACAAGCUUACGGCCUGUUCGUUUUGCAGGUUGGAAUGGCUGCGACUCUUGCAGGAGUUUGCCAAGUACCACUUACUGCAGUUCUGCUUCUGUUUGAAUUGACACAGGACUAUAGGAUUGUUCUACCACUACUUGGAGCAGUAGGCUUGUCUUCAUGGAUUUCAUCUGUACAGACAAAGAAAGGUGAUGAAAGGGAUAGAGAAAAGUUGAAGAUACAAAACUCAAAUUCUUCUUCACUUCCAGAAAUAUCUGCUUCAAUUGAGUCAUCUACUGGUAAUACCUUUGCUGAAGGUGUGUCAUAUUUGAAUAAUUUGUGUCAAGUGGAAAGUUCUCUUAGUAUAGAGGAUAAUAAUGAUGAAACUGCACACUAUGUAAGGAGAACAUUUGUUUCGGAAGCCAUGAAGACAAGAUAUGUGAUAGUUUCAAUGUGCACACAGCUUACGAAAGUAAUAGAUCUCAUGCUUGUAGAGAAACAGUCUUGUGCGGUAAUUGUUGAUACUGAUGAUACUUUGAUUGGUUUAUUGACACUAAGAGACAUUAAAAAGUAUGGAAAAUCUGCAAAAGUUGGAAGCCAAAAUCCAAAGGAAACUUUAGUUUCUGAAUUAUGCAUUUUAAAUGGUGGAAUAUGUACUGUACCAUGUACAGUUGCUCCUGAUAUGGAACUCCAUCAUGCUCAAAUGAUUAUGAAGGAACACGGAGUCAAUCAAGUUCCAGUUGUGAAGAAUAUCUAUGAAAGAACUUAUCCAGUUGGCCUAUUAGACCUGGAUAGUAUCAGUCUAACAUACAGUGCUUUGGCCACAAGACAGUCCCUCAACUGAUAUUCCACGCUAGCACUUGAUCCUCCCUGACUUCCUUUUGAUAAAUUUCUAUUAUCUGCCUUAAACACGAUGCCAUUUAGUUCUGUGGUUGGAUGGUGGAAAAGGUCAAAAUAUUGCUCAUAUGCCACCGAUGGAGACUGAUUGUAAUGAUAAAGUAAAUUUGUUCUGUAUUUAUUUCACAUUGGUUUGUAACUCUUGGUAAUACGACUUUUGAAUUUGUAAAUACUAAUAUAAAUUUUGUAAAUUUGCUUCA
This is a messenger RNA of Cicer arietinum (chickpea), 2426 nucleotides long. Its product is annotated as chloride channel protein CLC-e. Lineage: Eukaryota; Viridiplantae; Streptophyta; Magnoliopsida; Fabales; Fabaceae. The record is from RefSeq and is a predicted model, not a curated record. Gene Ontology annotation, biological process: transmembrane transport; chloride transport. Gene Ontology annotation, cellular component: chloroplast thylakoid membrane. Gene Ontology annotation, molecular function: chloride transmembrane transporter activity.